Molecule: messenger RNA, 2273 nt
Organism: Gavia stellata (red-throated loon)
Lineage: Eukaryota; Metazoa; Chordata; Aves; Gaviiformes; Gaviidae
Gene: BCL7A
Product: BAF chromatin remodeling complex subunit BCL7A
Exons: 6
Coding region: 1-633 (210 amino acids)
Source: RefSeq, a predicted model, not a curated record
AUGUCGGGCCGGUCGGUGCGGGCCGAGACCCGGAGCCGGGCGAAGGAUGAUAUCAAACGGGUGAUGGCGGCCAUCGAGAAAGUGCGCAAAUGGGAGAAGAAGUGGGUGACAGUUGGCGACACAUCCCUAAGGAUUUACAAAUGGGUACCAGUAACAGAGCCUAAAGUCGAUGAUAAAAAUAAGAAUAAGAAAAAAGGCAAAGAUGAAAAAUGCGGCUCUGAAGUGACCACUCCAGAGAACAGCUCCUCUCCAGGGAUGAUGGACAUGCAUGAUGACAAUAGCAACCAGAGUUCAAUAGCUGAUGCUUCUCCAAUAAAACAAGAAAACAGUAGUAAUUCAAGUCCAGCACCAGAACAGAACUUGGCAACACAAGCAGAUGGCACUGAAAUAAAGUCUGAUGAAACUCAGACAGAAGCAAAGGAGCAGCCUGGUUCAGAAGAUACCUCUGAUGAACAGAAUUCACAGUCUUCGAUGGAAAAUUCCAUGAAUAGUUCAGAGAAAGCAGAAAUUCAGUCCUCUGGAGAAAAUGAUAUAAUUACAGAGGCAUCUAAAAACUCUCAGGACUCUGAAGGAGUGCCACCUUCUAAAAAGAUGAAAGUAGAGGCUUCCCAACAAAAUGUUGAAGAGAUUUAGACUAUAGAUUUUUCUGGUCAGUUUUUAUGUAAGGUACAUCAGUGGGCUUAAUUAUAGAACAACCUUACUUAAGCAUCUUCUCUUGGAUGAGGACAGAACUCCUAACUUUUCAAGUUACCAAGCAAAAAUCCAAGAAAGCCUAACAAAGGUUUAACUUCUCAGACACUGAAAACUUUUUCCUGUGAAACAAACAUUGAGAACUUUUAAGUUACUGUCUCUGAAAUGGUUGGAGUAAACAACUCAGGAGGGGUCUACGCACUGUUUCUAAAGUCAAAAUUACAAUUAUGUUGCUGCUGUAUUUUUUUUUUUUUCAUUUCUCUAUUUAACAUUGUAAGAUAUUUAAGGAUGGUACAGGUCAGGUAUUAGCUUUCAUGUGAAGUUCAUUGUUCUGGCGUGAUGUCUGCUUUUGUUUUGUGCCUUGUGUUCUGAAAACAGUGCUAACUUUUAAAAAUUGUUUUGCAACUGUCUCCUUUGCAAAGUGGCCUAUGUUUGUAUAAUGCCAUGUAGUAAGGCUUUUUCUUUUUUUUUCUUUCUUGUUUGGGGUUUUUGUUUCGUUUUUAAUUUUUAAAUCCCUGGUGCUUAAAUUUUUAACAAAUAGAGAUCAAGAAGCCAUUUUCACUCUUGGAGUCCAAGGAGAAAAAGGAGCUUGAUAUUUUAUUUUAGCAGCUAUGGUGGAGAUCUUUUAUUGAAUGCAUGGCAUUCGCAACUGUAAAUUUGGUCUUCUAAAUACUUAACUUCAUCAGAAGUUCACAUGAUCUGUUUACCAUUUGUAGUCCAGAUCUGAAUAUAUACUAUAACACAACAGUUAAAAUGCUUACUUAUCAGGUCCAGAUCUCUGUACUGGGUACAACUUGCUUUACAGAAAAGUUCCACUAUGUACAUAAAUAGGAUCAAAGGGAUUGAUGCACAGUGAAUUUAUUUUCAAUUGGUCUUUUUGAUAUAUGUUUUCACUGAACUGGAUUUCAUUGUACUGUUUCUUUAUAAGAUGUUUACUUCCAUGUUCCAGGUUCAUACUGUAUUAGGGGUUUCUUUUUUUUCUUCCAGCAAGUCUUGUAAGUAAGCCUUGUUGUUUCCAUAGUCCCUACAUCAUCGUUAGAAAUGCUCCUUCUUUUCCAAUUAUGUCAAAGUGUGCUUACGCUAAACUUGAUUGAUAGGCACGAAGUACGUGCAACUCCCUUCAAAUUCCUGGCACGCAGAGGUGCAGAACCAUCUGCAUCAGGUCACAGGGGCCGGAUCUUACAGUGGGCUUUGUACCUCCAGGGUGAGCUCCCAGCGAUAAAUAACCUGGUGUCGGUGGGAACCGCUUAUUUCUCACUUCAGUACGCACGCGCGCGCGUACAUACAGAUGUACGUACAGAUGUAUUGCUGGAUCGGGCCCUUAGUCUGUCUUCACUUUGUGUGGGAGAUGGAACUUGUAAUUUAAAAUACGAUCUCACAGCUAUGAAAAUGGUUGCAUAUAGUUUGUAAGUUAAGAACUGUAAAUACUUUUUUAAAUGAAAAAAAUAUGCUUCCAGUUGAUACAUUUUCAUAAUUAGCUCUUCAUUAAGCUUAUUUAUUUCUGAAUCCUCCAAUAGUGAAAAUGGCUUGCACUUAGACUACUGCAUUGCGUUUGCAAUUACCACUUUAUUAUGAAAAACAGU